This is a messenger RNA of Neodiprion fabricii, 1683 nucleotides long. RefSeq lists its product as uncharacterized. The coding region runs from base 335 to 862 and encodes 175 amino acids. The transcript is spliced from 4 exons. Lineage: Eukaryota; Metazoa; Arthropoda; Insecta; Hymenoptera; Diprionidae. The record is from RefSeq and is a predicted model, not a curated record.
CCUCAGUUCUCGCGGGACAAGCAUCCUGACCAAAAGCGUCGUAGAGCCGAAUCCGAGGACGACGCCGUGUCGGGAAAUAAGAAAAACAAACUGAUAAACGAGUAAAUAAGUUCAAAAAAUAAAUAACGAGUCAGCAGCCCUGCCGCAGAUCGGCUUUCGAGCCGUGGUAAAAUAAAUACCGCCGAAUCGGUUCGCGGCUUCUUUAUCCUCGUCUGGACCGACGUCGAUGAGACAGAUUUGACCGUUGGACGAGAGUAUCGCGGUUUUCGAGUUUGUCGUCACUGUGUCUGGACUAAGUUACUAACGGAAUAGUAGAAGACCAAGGACCGGGAAAAUGAUAACGGCAUUGCCAGUGCCCUCGGUAAAGGUUUUCCACAAAACGUACUACCAAGAAAAAUGCCCACGCAUAGGAAGUAGCCAACCCGGAAGUCCCCUGACGGAAAGCGAAGCGGUUUUGGCCCUCCUCGACAAGGAACCGCCGGAAUAUUAUUUCUGCGGAAAGGUGAAUUCUCUCCACGUUGUCGUCGGUUCUCUUUUGCUCGGAGCCGUCGUCCUGGUCGUCGGUCUCGUCCAGCUUGCGCCUGGAGCAGAAGCAGCGCAGAAUUCGGCGGCCCUUAUAGCAGCGGGCUGCGGCCUUUUGGUCGUUGGAGUGCUUUUGGCACCCCUCAGAGCGUUGUGCAUAAGGCGGCAGAAGGCCGCCCACAAAGACGGCGCGCAUCAACGCAGCGUUACCAGUAUAGACAUGCUCUUGGCACAGCAUAGAGAUUUCACGGUCCUGAUGCCCGACGAGCUGGAAGAUCUGGUUGGCCGACCGACCGCUGCUUUGGAGAGCAAAAUUCGUAAGCAGGGUCACAACACCUAGGCCUCGGUAACGCCGUCGGACGGUUCACCUGGAAGCGAAACACCCUCAUCCCCGCAACAGCCGAAAUCACCACCGAAAAUUAACCACCAUAUCGUUAACGCGACGAAUUACACGCACUCGCACAACAUGCGUAAGCACAGCCUCGUCUAGAUAAUGGACGUUCAUCCACCCACCCUCCACAUAUUAUACGGCCGAUCGUCGAUGUAAGUCCCAAUGUAAAUUGCCCGCCUAAGCAUGUCAUCGUCAAAAAAUCACGCUGUCGCGAACUUUCUCAUUAAAUUUUGUAAUUUGGUUAUUUAUUUUUAUCUACUUCUUCUUACCUACUUCCUUUUUUAUUCACAUUUUUAUUUAUUUGUUUAUUUAUUUUAUUUUUCUCUCUCUUCCGAUUUUCUUCGCAACUGUUUUUCCUUUUUUUUUUUUUCUAACCUCGGUACAACAAUUUUUCUCAGCGAGCAUUGAAAUUGAUAUACAUAUUAGAUGCAUAAAAUCGUUAAAGAUGUGAUUAUGUUGAUGACGAAAAAAAAAAAUUUGACUCUUUGAUCGAUGAUUGUGUUGAUAUUGAGAAAAAAAAAAAUUGAAUGAAAUUGUAAAGAUUUGUAUAUUCCUUUUCUUUCUAGUGUUUUCUGUCUUUUUUUAAUUCGUAAAUAAUCCCCUGUACCGAGUUUGAAUUACAGCAUAUUAUUAAUAUAUAACAAUAGACAAUUGUGAAUGUAUAGAAUAACAUUAUGUAUAAGAUAUCAUGAAUUUUAGCGAUUAAACGUUUUUUCUAUAUCAUUCUAAAAGAAAUGAAUUCGGUAUAUGCACAUAGGUAUAUAAUAUAU